CGAUUAAUUAUGUAUCGGUUCCAUAAAGUCGUUGUUUAGAAAAACAAAUAAGUGUGGUCGGUCGUAUGAAUCAGUCCUUAUUAAAUAUGAAGAUAUUUGCACUUUUAAUUGGACUAGCAGCGAUAACAUUGGAAGUAUAUUCAGCUGUAAGCCAGCCUCAGUGCGAUUACAAAAAUGACCAACGCUCCUACCACUGCAAAUUCGUCAAAAACGUUUUCCCGCGGAUAUUCUACGGAAAUUACCAUCUACAAUGCGAAAACUGCGACAUUAAGAUAUUCUCCCAACAGACAUUUACAUAUGAAAACAGCCUGAUAUCACUAAACGUGUCUAACAGCGGGGUGGAGUCGGUUUCCUCGAAGGCAUUCUCAAUUUUCGGAAACGUUCAGUAUAUUUAUUUACAGAACAACAAGAUCACGAGCAUAUCAAGAAACGCCUUCGCUGGCCUGAGGCAACUCUUUCAGCUACAUUUAGAUAACAACCAUAUGGCAAAAUUAAAUCCAGGAUUUGUAAAUGAUGUGGAAGUCAACAGUAUUAUUCUGUCUCAUAAUGUAAUCAGAGAACUGCCAGGAAACGCAUUCGAAGGCGUGUUAACGUUAUUAACGUUGAACCUGGACAACAACUAUAUAAAAACCGUUCAUGCAAACGCGUUCGCGGGGUUGGAAAGUCUAGAGUACUUGGAGCUGCAGAAUAACCGCUUGUGUCACCUGCCGUUAGGCCUGUUCAAAGAUUUAAACAACUUGCGUUUGCUGAACUUGGCGGACAACAAAUUGACUAGGUUCUCUCUAGGCACUUUUUCAGGAUUAAGAGAACUGAAUGCUUUAAUUUUAGCGAAUAAUUCCAUUAAAGAGUUUGACGGCACCGAUUUGUUACCACUACUUCAUCUAACUAAAUUGGAUUUGAGCGGUAACGAUAUUUAUUACCUGGAUUCGAACGGAAUAUAUUCAAACGCUCCCAGCAUCAGAUUUCUACAUAUAGAGGAUAACAUUUUCUCGUGUCAGCUACUCGUUAAUGUCAUACAGUAUUUUAAGGGCAAGGGGGUCGAAAUAGUUACCAACCGAGGGCGGUAUCACCUUCAGAACGUUAAUGGAGUAGCCUGUAUAGAAAGUGCUGUAACCAAUUCGAUUCCUUUUGACUUUUUCCUGACAAAGGUUCAAGAGGAGUCAAAAAAUCAGAUAAACGUCUGUUAAAGGAUGUCCCGCACUCAUAUCAAAAUGUAAUUACGAAGCUAUGAUGUUUUAGCAAAUAUUAAAAAAAAUAAAAUAAAUUACACCUGA
Molecule: messenger RNA, 1274 nt
Organism: Anoplophora glabripennis (Asian longhorned beetle)
Lineage: Eukaryota; Metazoa; Arthropoda; Insecta; Coleoptera; Cerambycidae
Product: decorin-like
Exons: 2
Coding region: 66-1187 (373 amino acids)
Molecular function (GO): protein binding
Source: RefSeq, a predicted model, not a curated record